Aspergillus calidoustus is the source of this 2286-nucleotide messenger RNA. Lineage: Eukaryota; Fungi; Ascomycota; Eurotiomycetes; Eurotiales; Aspergillaceae. The record is from the annotation of a GenBank genome assembly.
GAGUGGAAGAUUUUGCGACGCCAAGACGGUGGAGAUUGGUGGAGAUAAAUCCCGCAGGCGUGCUGUGCGAGGAUAAGAGCUGCACGAGGCCACCAGCAUCCCAUGCAUGCGACUUCGAUCGACGAGGCAGUAACAGUACCGACACAGAGCAGCCACUUGCAGUCAUGUGGACGCCAUCGCUCAACUUUAUCAAUCUGCACUAUGCCUACAUCAUAUUCAUGGGCUUGUUGGGCCUGAUUGUGCUUUAUCCUUAUGGCAACCUCAGAGCAAUCGACGCGUAUUUUUUUGGAGCCAGUGCUUCCACCGAGUCGGGGCUGAAUACUAUUGACGUUAAAGAGCUCAAAACUUACCAGCAGCUCUACAUUUAUUUUAUUCCCAUCUUCACUAAUCUGGGCUUCAUCAAUAUUCUUGUUGUGGUAGUCCGACUUUACUGGUUUGAAAAACGUCUCAAGGAAGCAGCGAUCACACUUCGACGCAAGAAACAUGAGGACCCCGAGACCGCAGGUGUUUGCCUCGCUCAGAGCUCUUCAGGGCCCGAGGACAAGUUGCACGCGGCCUCCUCCGAGACCCCACAAGAGCAGCCUACAAUGCCCACGAGGGCUGACAACGAGCCGUCCAGCCCGCUACAGCGCACAAAAAGCAUUUACUUUGCUGAUCCACCUGCGCGCGGCGAGGAAGCCAAAGCGCUCUACAUUCCUCCCCCUCGGGAGCGCGAUCAGGGCCGCGACAUCGAAGAGUUGGACUAUGAAGGAAGCGAGGUGAUCCUUGACAGAGUUCAAACGAAUGACAGCCGGAGCACCGUCUCGGGUAAGAUUCGUCAGCGGAGAGGGGCCCAGGAAGCACAACGCCUGAGCAGCAUGUCAAUUUCAAGGGUCGCCGAGACUUUGUUCACUCUAGGCCCGUCGAGCACUCGCACCAGGCAAGAGCCCGCUGGCCGCCCGCCCCAGGAACUACAGCUCUCCCAGCAGCUGGCCCUGCCGGAGCUUUCGUCACAGGCAACAGUUAGCCGCAACUCGCAGUUCCGGAAUCUAACCGCCGAGGACCGUGAGUUGCUGGGUGGGAUUGAGUAUCGUGCCAUGAAGCUACUUCUAAAUAUUGUUACUGCAUAUUUCUUCGGCCUGCACCUGUUUGGGGUCAUCUGCCUGGUUCCCUGGAUACGCAAUACCGAUCCAAAGUAUCGCGAAUAUCUUCAAGAGUGUGGGCAAAGUAGCGUCUGGUGGGCGUUCUACUCUGCUCAGACCAUGGUGGACAAUCUCGGCUUCACUCUCACUCCUGAUUCCAUGAUCACCUUCCAAGACGCAUCAUGGCCUAUGAUCGUGAUGAGCUUCCUCGCCUACGCAGGCAACACCUUCUACCCCUGCCUCCUCCGCCUAAUCAUCUGGCUCAUGGCAAAAGUGUGUCCCAAAAGCUCCUCCCACCGUGAAGUGCUCGAGUUCCUUCUCGCUCACCCGCGACGCUGCUACACGCUGCUCUUCCCAAGCAAGCCAACCUGGAUCCUCUUCGGCAUCCUCUUCGUGAUGAACUUUGUCGACAUUAUCUUGAUCAUCGUCUUGGACCUCCACAACCCCGAAGUCGCCUCCCUCCCCGGCGGGCCCCGCCUCGCCGCCGCCAUCUUCCAAGCUGCAUCCGCCCGGCACACCGGAACCAGCAGCUUCAACCUGGCAAACGUGAAUCCCGCCGUGCAAUUCAGCUUGCUGGUCAUGAUGUACAUUGCCAUCUUCCCCAUUGCAAUCAGCAUCCGCGCGUCGAAUACGUAUGAGAGCCGCGCGCUGGGCAUCUACCAUGUCGACGGCGAGGUCAACGAAGCGGAUAGCAGGUCCUAUGUCCUCACGCAUAUUCGGAACCAGCUUACCUUUGACCUUUGGUAUAUCUUCCUCGGGAUCUUCUGCAUCUGCAUCGCGGAGUCUGAUCGCAUUAUGGAUCCUGAUGAGCCGGCCUUUGCCGUCUUCCCUAUCUUCUUCGAGGUCGUCUCAGCAUACGGUAACGUCGGCCUGAGUCUCGGGUAUCCAACAGUAAGCACCUCUCUGUGCGGGCAAUUCACAACCUUCAGCAAGCUGGUGAUCUGCGCGAUGAUGAUCCGCGGGCGGCACCGCGGGCUGCCGUACCGACUCGACCGGGCGAUUGUGCUUCCCAAAGACAAGUCAGAUGCGCUGAGUCGGGAAGAAGAAGACGAGAGGCUUGCGUGGAGACAGUCUUGGUCCGAGUUGAAGAGGUUGAAGGCUACGUAUACGACCUGAUCGUCAAGGGGGAUGGGAGCUGGGCUAUCGUCCUGGUUGCUCGAGAAGA